AUGCUAUUCCCAUGCCUUGACAAGCUCGAGCGCAAGACUGAAGAACUUUCAAAGGCCGCGCCCGAUACUUGCUCGAACAAUCGGGUCAAUUCUCUUGAAGCUGGUCCGGAACCUUCAUACUCGAAGGUUCUCACUGGUUUUGAAACAUAUCAUUCCGGUAAGCCGAUAUUUCUUGACAAUGGAGGAUUCCUCCCCGACUAUGACAUUGCUUACGAAACUUGGGGGACUUUGAAUGCAGACCGGUCAAACAUGAUUCUCAUUCAUACAGGGCUUUCAGCUUCAUCACACGCCAAAUCCCAACCGAAUAACCCUAAACCAGGCUGGUGGGAGAACUUUAUUGGUCCUGGGCUGUACAUUGACACUGAUAAGUACUUUGUUGUGUGCACUAAUGUGUUGGGUGGUUGCUAUGGUAGCACGGGUCCCCUGUCCAAAGAUCCCGCAGAUGGCGAUUACUACGCUACUCGGUUCCCUAUUCUCAGCGUGAACGACAUGGUGAGAGCGCAAAGAGAGCUUAUACGUGACGUAUUUGGUGUCAAAAAACUUCAUGCACUGAUUGGUGCAUCGAUGGGAGGGAUGCAAUCUUUGGCAUUUGCUUGGGAGUUCCCCGAUGAAGUAAACAAGAUUGUAUCGAUUUCGGGUUGUGCAAGAUCGCAUCCUUAUUCGAUUGCGUUGCGCCAUUGCCAGCGACAGGUGUUAAUGUCAGAUCCUAACUGGAAUCGAGGUUUCUAUUACGAUAAUAUUCCCCCUCAUGUAGGUAUGAAGCUUGCUCGCGAGAUUGCUACCGUUACCUACAGGCUGGGACCGGAAUGGGAGUAUCGGUUUGGGAGAGGACGGGCUGAUGAACUGAAGCCACCUGCGCUUUGUCCAGACUUUUUAGUUGAAACCUACCUUGACCAUGCUGGUGAAAAGUUUUCUCUUGAGUAUGAUGCCAACUCUUUAUUGUAUGUGUCCAAAGCCAUGGACAUGUUCGAUUUGGGUUACAAGAAUCGAAUGAGAGCGUACAAAAUGCGUAAUUACGCUGAGGAAAAUUAUCUUUCGCAAAAAUCUAAUACAACUUCGAUUCCUAGUGAGCCGUACCAGGAAACUGUUGGUCGGCAAAUUGAAACUCCAAAGGAGUCUUUGGAGGAUUUGCGCAAGGGAAUGGAAAAGUUAGCUGACUCCAAUUGUCUAGUUGUGGGAGUUGAAUCUGAUAUUUUGUUUCCUGUCUGGCAACAGAGAGAAAUUGCAGACGUCCUUAUGAAAAAUCGAAGAGAGGGCGAUGUUCGCUAUUAUGAGCUUGGGACUGAUAUUAGCAAUUACGGCCAUGACACUUUCUUGUUGAGUAUGGAUCACUUUGGUCCCCACGUUCGUGAAUUCAUCGAGACUUAA
Diutina rugosa is the source of this 1368-nucleotide messenger RNA. RefSeq lists its product as uncharacterized. Gene Ontology annotation, molecular function: homoserine O-acetyltransferase activity; L-serine O-acetyltransferase activity. NCBI's taxonomy places the organism in Eukaryota, Fungi, Ascomycota, Pichiomycetes, Serinales, Debaryomycetaceae. The transcript has a single exon. Bases 1 to 1368 code for a protein of 455 amino acids. The record is from RefSeq and is a predicted model, not a curated record. Gene Ontology annotation, biological process: L-homoserine metabolic process.